CUCUGUGUUUUCUGUCAGGAGCGAGAGUUGUCUCAGCCGGAGCUGGACGAGCUGGCCGAGGCCUUCAAGGAAUUCGAUUACGAUCAGGACGGCUAUCUGAACUAUAAGGAUCUGGCCGAGUGCAUGCGGACGAUGGGCUACAUGCCCACAGAGAUGGAGCUGCUGGAGAUCAUCCAGCAGAUCAAGAUGAGGCUUGGAGGUCUGAUGGAUUUCGAUGAUUUCUGUGAGUUGAUGGGUCCCAGGAUGAUGGUGGAGACGGCGGAUAUGCUGGGACUCAAAGAGCUCAAAAGCUCCUUCUGUCAGUUUGACGCUGACGGUGAUGGGAAGAUCUCUCUGGAUGAGAUGAAGGAGGCUUUGAAGACUCUGUUAGGAGAGAAACUCAAGAAAGGAGAGCUGGAGGAGAUCCUGAAGGAGCUGGACCUGAACGGAGACGGAACCGUGGAUUUCGACGAGUUUGUGAUGAUGCUGUCGGUGCGAUAACACCCUUCCUCAUCCAACAGCAGACGAUUCGGGGAAACCUGGAGAUAUCUGGGCUCUUGAUUACUGUGUGCAUUGCUCUAUAGUUUUGCUCUACUCUAUAGUAUGUCAUGGACUAGAUGUUGGUCUUUGUGGACUAGUAACUAUAAUAGUUUAAAUCUGUUCAUUUUGUACACCGGUUCCUAACAUACGAAUGGAGGUUGCCAAGCGUUUUCUGUGAAAUGAGUUCAUGAAUGUCUGGGAAAGUCAUGGAUAUUAAUUCUGGCCUGAUCAUAAAAGUGUGACUUCAUCACAAACUAGCUUCAGGUAGAAAAAACAACUCCUUCGUAACAUGUGUUCUAAAUGUUUUACAUGAUUUGUUACAGUGAUGCAUUGCCGUGUGUAGAUGACUGUGAUUUAAUGUAAAAUACUGUACAUGUGUCUGAUGUGUAACUGUAUA
Molecule: messenger RNA, 916 nt
Organism: Sinocyclocheilus rhinocerous
Lineage: Eukaryota; Metazoa; Chordata; Actinopteri; Cypriniformes; Cyprinidae
Product: calcium-binding protein 4-like
Exons: 5
Cellular component (GO): cytoplasm
Molecular function (GO): calcium channel regulator activity; calcium ion binding
Source: RefSeq, a predicted model, not a curated record